Colius striatus (speckled mousebird) is the source of this 2393-nucleotide messenger RNA. RefSeq names its product methyltransferase 8, tRNA N3-cytidine (gene METTL8). Lineage: Eukaryota; Metazoa; Chordata; Aves; Coliiformes; Coliidae. The coding region runs from base 421 to 1680 and encodes 419 amino acids. The transcript is spliced from 12 exons. Gene Ontology annotation, molecular function: tRNA (cytidine-N3)-methyltransferase activity. The record is from RefSeq and is a predicted model, not a curated record.
GCCGGGCGCACGCCGCGUUCUGCCCGCCGCCACGGAGCAGAGGUACCGCAGACUGGAGGCGGCACUGACCCCGCAGCGCCACCGCUUCCUCGCGCGGCCCGGCGGGUACCGUGGUUGUCGCGGGGGAAACUCUCCGGCGCAUCCGAACUACAUCCCCCGCCGUGCCCCGCGGCAGCCCGUCGGAUGUCUGGUCGCUGCAGCCGUCCCCUCGGGGCGGGGAAGCGGUGCGACCGCCGGCGCGCUCGCAGGCGAAAGUGGGAACGGCCGCUCUUACCGCUGAAAGGCCGAACGGAGGAGUGAGAGCCAUUGGUCGAGCUAAGUCCCAAAAGUUGUCACCAUCAUCAACAGCUGCUUCCCAUCAGAGCAACUAAAGUCUGCCGAAGGAGUCGUUUCCCUUCUUUGCUGAGGCCAGGAGCCUAAAUGGGGUUUCUGAAAAUGAAUUUGAUGACAAGGCUUUCUGUUUUAUGUCUGAGGAAAAGCAAGAUGCAACAGAGGCAUCGAAGUAGCAGACGACCAGCUGUUCCACUUGGGUCACGAAUUUUAACUGAUCCUUCUAAGGUUUUUGAGCAUAACAUGUGGGACCACAUGCAGUGGUCACAAGAAGAAGAGGAGAAUGCCAAGGAAAAAGUGGCAGAGAACUCACUUGUGAAAGUCCAAUGGGAAGACCAAGAUAAAUAUGAGAGAGAAGCCAGUAAAUACUGGAAUGAAUUUUACAAGAUUCAUAAAAAUAACUUUUUUAAGGAUCGGAAUUGGCUUUUUCUGGAGUUUCCAGAGAUUCUCCCAGAUAAAGGAAAAGAAGAGUUGAAACCAGAAGAACGGUCUUCAGAACGCACAGAAAUAAAUAGUACUGACAGUUUUUCACAGAGAAAGGAAAUGUUUGAGGAAGGAGAAAAAUAUUGGAAGAAAAAUUAUGGAGGUGGUUCUACUUCUGUACAAGGAUAUGUGUAUGAUGAAAAACAAGUGAAAUCUCUUACUGACAAUCCUCAGGGUAAAAACUGUGAAGAAGAACUUGGCAGGCUGGAAUCCUUCCCUGGUAGUGAUGCCACUUACAGAAUAUUAGAGGUUGGUUGUGGUGCUGGAAGCAGCGUCUUUCCAAUUUUGAAAGUUCUGUGCAACACACCUGGAACCUUUCUAUACUGUUGUGAUUUUGCUUCAGGAGCAGUGGAGCUGGUAAAGUCACAUUCGUCCUACAAUUCAGCCUGGUGUUCUGCCUUUGUUCAUGAUGUGUGUGAUGAUGCUUUACCUUAUCCUUUUCCAGAUGAGAUCCUGGAUGUCAUUCUCCUUGUCUUUGUGCUCUCUACUAUUCAUCCUGACAGGAUGCAAGUGGUUGUAAAUAGAUUGGCUAAACUACUGAAACCUGGAGGAAUGCUGUUAUUUCGAGACUAUGGAAGAUACGAUACAGCGCAACUUCGAUUUAAAAAAGGUCAUUGCCUGUCAGAAAAUUUUUACGUACGAGGAGAUGGAACCAGAGUGUAUUUCUUUACCAAAGAUGAGAUACGGAACAUGUUCAACUUGGCUGGAUUAACUGAAGUACAGAACUUAGUUGAUCGGCGAUUACAAGUAAACCGGAAGAAAAAAGUGAAAAUGCAGCGAGUUUGGAUACAGAGCAAGUUCCAAAAACCAUUGCAGCUCUCUCUGAACAAUCCUGAAGAAACCACAGAAAGGCACCCUUGUAGAUAAUUGUACGACGAACUCCAGAAACUGAAGCAAAUGUGGUAAAACCAAGACAAGUACUUGGGACAUAUAUCUACAAAUCUGCUGCAUCUGAAGAGGACAACCAAAAUGCAGAGCAGAUGGAGAGACAGCGGGAAUUCUAGUGACACAAGGGGAAAGUUUCUUGUAUUGGAAACUACUGUUUCUGUUUUGUCUUCUGCUCACAACUCAGCUAAUCUCCAGACUGCUGUUUAAUAAUGACUAAAAAUUUGUGAUAAACCAUCCUGAAAGUUCUAUUAAACACCAGUGGAAAUCGCUUAACAUAAAUGUUGCUAUUUCAUUUUGAUUUGUGGUGUAAUGUUUCCUCACCAUUCUGCUGUGCUCUUUGAUCUGUUGAAAUAUGCCUCAUUUCCCCUUUUUCCCCAUACAUAGUAGACAAUUAAGCAGUUUCCACAGGACCUAUAUAUAUAUAAACAUUUUCAGUAAAGUUUGCUGGCUGGGUUAUUUCUAGGAUCAAAGCAAGAGGGUUUUAUUCUGUGCAGAACUGAUUGCUUUUUCUUUUUGUGUGAAUGCAAUGGAUUGUUUAGAUUCUAAAUUAGUAUAGUGGUAUUUGCUGUAUUUUUAAGUUAUUUUAAGCCAUAUAUACCUUAGAGUAUGCUCUUUGGAAUGACACUGUUAAUACUGGACAGUUCAUACAUAAACCACUUUUUUUUUCAUAGAGUGUCUUCAUAGUGGAUGGU